UCGCAUUUGAUUGGCGUCAAAACAAAACAAACUUAUUCAUCGAAAAACCCAGUUAACUAUCAACACUACCAGAACCUGACCCUAAACCUACCCGGCCGUCAUAAACUUGAAUUUGAUAAAUUUCAAAAUAUUAGACUUAAAUUAAAUAGUGGAUCAGUUAAUGGUAAACAUACUAAAAAAAGUAAUUUUAUAGGUUUUUUUACACCAACAAAAAAAGAUAUUGAAAUUAAUACUUUUCUCAACUAUGACUUAACUAAACUUGAUAUACAAAAUUCAACACAAAUUAUCAAGUUUUACAAUAAUUAUAAAACAUUGUUCAACAAAACAUAUAAAACCAAAGAGGAAGAGAUAGAAAGGGUCGGUAUAUUCAAGCAAACAAUUGUUGCGAUUAAUAAACACAACGCCAACGACUGUUAUCAUUAUACACAGGGUAUCAAUGAAAUGUCAGAUAUGACAUUGGAAGAAAUUAAAAAACAUAAAUUGGGUUUAAUUAAAGAUAAACCUAAAGAAAAAAUGCUUAAAUCAUCACUUGAAUCAAAUGACAAUACAACUAAUACUAAUAUACCCAUUGAAUGGGAUUGGAGAAAGUAUGGUAUAGUAACACCAGCCAGACAUCAAGAUACCUGUGGUUGUUGUUGGAGUUUUGCAUCGAUUGCUACACUGGAAAGUCAUUUAAUGAAGGUUCAGAUUUCUGAUGGAAAGUUUGAUCCGAAAAAUCAAUUGACAUUAAGUGAACAAAAUCUGAUCGACUGUUCCGCUAGUUUCGGAACCCUUGGUUGUGAUGGAGGCAGUACUCGAAUGGCCUUUGAAUACGUACAGAAAAUUAAAGGACUCAAUAAUGUUAAAGAUUAUCCAUAUAUUAAUAAACCGGUCGAUUGUAAAUAUAAUAAAGAAAAGCGAAUCGAUUUAGACAUUAAGGAUAUCAUACGUAUUGAUUCGGGCGAUGACGAGGAACUGGCGACUGUUAUCUAUAAACACGGACCGGUAUCUGUGGGCAUACACGCGACACCAAUGUUUUAUAAAUAUAAAAACGGUAUUUUCAAUGAUGUUGAAUGUAAUGCCAGUGAUAUUAAUCAUGCAGUGGUUGCAGUUGGUUAUGAUCCAGACUAUUUCAUAAUAAAAAACAGUUGGGGCACACAUUGGGGUGAAGAUGGCUAUAUAAGAGUGUCCAGAUCUAAGACUAACAAUUGUGGUGUUUCUGAACAAUGCUAUUAUCCAUUGCUGGCCAAUGAUAUCACAACUGAUAAAAUCAAAGACAAACUAAUUAAAAAAAUCUAA
Oppia nitens is the source of this 1278-nucleotide messenger RNA. RefSeq names its product cathepsin L-like. Bases 442 to 1278 code for a protein of 278 amino acids. Gene Ontology annotation, molecular function: cysteine-type endopeptidase activity. Gene Ontology annotation, cellular component: lysosome. The record is from RefSeq and is a predicted model, not a curated record. Lineage: Eukaryota; Metazoa; Arthropoda; Arachnida; Sarcoptiformes; Oppiidae. The transcript is spliced from 11 exons.